This is a messenger RNA of Homo sapiens (human), 12833 nucleotides long. RefSeq names its product zinc finger FYVE-type containing 16 (gene ZFYVE16). The transcript has 19 exons. Bases 2212 to 6831 code for a protein of 1539 amino acids. Gene Ontology annotation, molecular function: metal ion binding; 1-phosphatidylinositol binding. Lineage: Eukaryota; Metazoa; Chordata; Mammalia; Primates; Hominidae. The record is from RefSeq and is a predicted model, not a curated record. Gene Ontology annotation, cellular component: early endosome; cytosol; early endosome membrane.
ACUCCCAGGACUCCCGGCCGGGGUAGCUCUUCACUCCUCAGCGCGACGUCGUGUCGAGUUCCCAAAAAGCUCCGCAGGGGCUGUAGGGAGGUUGAAGCAUAUGAAGAAAACACCAGCCUUGAACAGAUACGUAGCAGGAAAAGCGAGGAUCUUACAAGCCUGCUGAAAGGCUCCUGGGGACAUCCAGGGGUCCUGAGACCACAGUUUGAGAAAGCUGAUUUAACCAUUUUUGGAUUGGUGGGCUGUUAGGUUGUUUAAAAUUUUACACUGUUACAACCCUUGCAACAGUGAAAGUUCUUUGUGAUGUUUUCUGGUGUAUGCGUGCUAGUGUUUUUUCUGUAAGUAGAAUUGCUAGGUCAUAGAGUUUUGCUUUUUUUUAAGUUUGUUAAACACAUUACUUUUGAUGCCUGUAUAAUUUGCUUUUGUGCACUAAUGUUGGUGUUUAGAUUGUUUCAACUAAUGAUUUGGUGAAAUAUCUUUGCAUGUUUUUAGUUGUUUUGAAUUAUUUUCUUUUUGAGGGGGCUGGGGGGAGUCCAGUAAAAACCAGACAACUGCCAGAUACAUUUUAAGAGAGCUUUAACACAUGGAUUCUUUUCUAAAAUUUCUAAAAAGAUAAUUGUUAGAUCAAAUAUUAGGAAUCUUUCUCAGGCUAUUGGUACAUAUUGUCACAUUGUUUUCAUGGGAGAUAGUACCAGUUUGUUUCCUGUCAGCAGUGUCUGACAUGCUUUAAAAAAAAAAAUCACACCCUUACCAACAUCGAGUACUUUUAUUAUUUUAAAAAAUUGUUUCAAUUUAGCAGGCAAUAAAUGGUAUAUGUUCUAAUUCUCAUUACUUUGAUAGUGCACUGAAUAAUUUUCAUAAUCUUACUAGUUGUCUGUUGAUGUUAUUUGCUCGUUUAUAGUCCAGUAUCCAAGUGUUUUUCUAACACAUUUUUAUCUUCUUAAAUAUAUUGUAAGGAAACGUGCUGUACUUUGUUUGUUUGUUUUUUAAGACAGAGUCUCGCUCUUUCGCCAGGCUGGAGUGCAGUGGCGUGAUCUCGGCUCACUGUAACCUCUGCCUCCCGGGUUCAAGGGAUUCUCCUGCCUCAGCCUCCUGAGUAGCUGGGACUACAGGCACGCGCCCCCAUGCCCAGCUAAUUUUUGUAGUUUAGUAGAGACAGGGUUUCACCAUGUUGGCCAGGAUGGUCUCGAUCUCCUGACCUUGUGAUCCGCCUGCCUCGGCCUCCCAAAGUGCUGGGAUUGCAGGUACGAGCCACCUCACCCGACCUUAGGAAACGUGCUGUACUUUUUUUUAAAGGAAAACAACAAAAUUAUGUUUUCUCGGUUUACAAGAGCACAUGCCUUUUUUUUUUAAAUUUAUUUUAUUUUUAUUGAUUUAGUUUUUUGAGAUGGAGUCUCGCUGUGUCGCCAGGCUGGAGUGCAGUGGCACCAUCUCGGCUCACUGCAACCUCCGCCUCCUGGGGUUCAAGCGAUUCUCCUGCUUUAGCCUCCCAAGUAGCUGGGGCUACAGGCACGUGCCACCACGCCCAGCUAAUUUUUUUUUUUUUUUUUUUUUGUAUUUUUAGUAGAGACAGGGUUUCACCAUGUUGGCCAGGAUGAUCUCGAUCUCUUGACCUUGUGAUCUGCCCACCUCAGCCUCCCAAAGUGCUGGGAUUACAGGCAUGAGCCACCACGCUGGCCAAGUAUAUGCUUAUAAAAAAAAAGUAAAAUAGUAUGAAGACAUAUCAUGUAGCUCUGAAAGGCUUACAUAAUCCCAUUCCUAGAUUUAUAGUAUUACUAACAUCAUUAAUGUUUGUUCCUUCAUAUUUUUUUACUAUGCAUUUGUUAAUUUUUUUUACAACUUAUUUGUAAAAAUAGGUUUGCACUAUGCAUAAAGUUUUGUGAUUUGAUUUUCUUUCAUUUAACAUUAUAUAUUGGAUAUUUUUCUACUGAAGUACAUAUAACUGGGCAAAGUUUUAUCCUGAGUGGUUUUAGGAACAUGAGUUGUGAUCUUUAGUUAUCUGAUGGCAGGCUCUUGUCCUCUUCUAAAUAUAUUCUCUUCCUAGGUGAUCUCAUCCAUUAACAGCUGUGUGUUGCCAGUUCCCAAAUCUUUAUCUAUCUCAGACUUCUCUCCUGCAUUCCAGAUUCUUAUAUUCAGCUGCCUUUUGGAUAUCUCUCCCAGGAUGUUCUCAAGGCAUACAAGAAUUAAAUUCUGAAUAAGUCUGCAGGUAGGAUGGACAGUUAUUUUAAAGCAGCUGUCAGUGACUUGGACAAACUCCUUGAUGAUUUUGAACAGAACCCAGAUGAACAAGAUUAUCUCCAAGAUGUACAAAAUGCAUAUGAUUCUAACCACUGCUCAGUUUCUUCAGAGUUGGCUUCCUCACAGCGAACUUCAUUGCUCCCAAAAGACCAAGAGUGCGUUAAUAGUUGUGCCUCAUCAGAAACAAGCUAUGGAACAAAUGAGAGUUCCCUGAAUGAAAAAACACUCAAGGGACUUACUUCUAUACAAAAUGAAAAAAAUGUAACAGGACUUGAUCUUCUUUCUUCUGUGGAUGGUGGUACUUCAGAUGAAAUCCAGCCGUUAUAUAUGGGACGAUGUAGUAAACCUAUCUGUGAUCUGAUAAGUGACAUGGGUAACUUAGUUCAUGCAACCAAUAGUGAAGAAGAUAUUAAAAAAUUAUUGCCAGAUGAUUUUAAGUCUAAUGCAGAUUCCUUGAUUGGAUUGGAUUUAUCUUCAGUGUCAGAUACUCCCUGUGUUUCUUCAACAGACCAUGAUAGUGAUACUGUCAGAGAACAACAGAAUGAUAUCAGUUCUGAAUUACAAAAUAGAGAAAUCGGAGGAAUCAAAGAAUUGGGUAUAAAAGUAGAUACAACACUUUCAGAUUCCUAUAAUUACAGUGGAACAGAAAAUUUAAAAGAUAAAAAGAUCUUUAAUCAGUUAGAAUCAAUUGUUGAUUUUAACAUGUCAUCUGCUUUGACUCGACAAAGUUCCAAAAUGUUUCAUGCCAAAGACAAGCUACAACACAAGAGCCAGCCAUGUGGAUUACUAAAAGAUGUUGGCUUAGUAAAAGAGGAAGUAGAUGUGGCAGUCAUAACUGCCGCAGAAUGUUUAAAAGAAGAGGGCAAGACAAGUGCUUUGACCUGCAGCCUUCCGAAAAAUGAAGAUUUAUGCUUAAAUGAUUCAAAUUCAAGAGAUGAAAAUUUCAAAUUACCUGACUUUUCCUUUCAGGAAGAUAAGACUGUUAUAAAACAAUCUGCACAAGAAGACUCAAAAAGUUUAGACCUUAAGGAUAAUGAUGUAAUCCAAGAUUCCUCUUCAGCUUUACAUGUUUCCAGUAAAGAUGUGCCGUCCUCAUUGUCCUGUCUUCCUGCGUCUGGGUCUAUGUGUGGAUCAUUAAUUGAAAGUAAAGCACGGGGUGAUUUUUUACCUCAGCAUGAACAUAAAGAUAAUAUACAAGAUGCAGUGACUAUACAUGAAGAAAUACAGAACAGUGUUGUUCUAGGUGGGGAACCAUUCAAAGAGAAUGAUCUUUUGAAACAGGAAAAAUGUAAAAGCAUACUCCUUCAGUCAUUAAUUGAAGGGAUGGAAGACAGAAAGAUAGAUCCUGACCAGACAGUAAUCAGAGCUGAGUCUUUGGAUGGUGGUGACACCAGUUCUACAGUUGUAGAAUCUCAAGAGGGGCUUUCUGGCACUCAUGUCCCAGAGUCUUCUGAUUGUUGUGAAGGUUUUAUUAAUACUUUUUCAAGCAAUGAUAUGGAUGGGCAAGACUUAGAUUACUUUAAUAUUGAUGAAGGCGCAAAAAGUGGCCCACUAAUUAGUGAUGCUGAACUUGAUGCCUUUCUGACAGAACAGUAUCUUCAGACCACUAACAUAAAGUCUUUUGAAGAAAAUGUAAAUGACUCUAAAUCGCAAAUGAAUCAGAUAGAUAUGAAAGGCUUAGAUGAUGGAAACAUCAAUAAUAUAUAUUUCAAUGCAGAAGCAGGAGCUAUUGGGGAAAGUCAUGGUAUUAAUAUAAUUUGUGAAAUAGUUGAUAAACAAAAUACAAUAGAAAAUGGCCUUUCUUUAGGAGAAAAAAGCACUAUUCCAGUUCAACAAGGGUUACCUACCAGUAAGUCUGAGAUUACAAAUCAAUUAUCGGUCUCUGAUAUUAACAGUCAAUCUGUUGGAGGGGCCAGACCUAAGCAAUUGUUUAGCCUUCCAUCAAGAACAAGGAGUUCAAAGGACCUGAAUAAGCCAGAUGUUCCAGAUACAAUAGAAAGUGAACCCAGCACAGCAGAUACCGUUGUUCCAAUCACUUGUGCUAUAGAUUCUACAGCUGAUCCACAGGUUAGCUUCAACUCUAAUUACAUUGAUAUAGAAAGUAAUUCUGAAGGUGGAUCUAGUUUCGUAACUGCAAAUGAAGAUUCUGUACCUGAAAACACUUGCAAAGAAGGCUUGGUUUUGGGCCAGAAACAGCCUACUUGGGUUCCUGAUUCAGAAGCUCCAAACUGUAUGAACUGCCAAGUCAAAUUUACUUUUACCAAACGGCGACACCAUUGCCGAGCAUGUGGGAAAGUAUUUUGUGGUGUCUGUUGUAAUAGGAAGUGUAAACUGCAAUAUCUAGAAAAGGAAGCAAGAGUAUGUGUAGUCUGCUAUGAAACUAUUAGUAAAGCUCAGGCAUUUGAAAGGAUGAUGAGUCCAACUGGUUCUAAUCUUAAGUCUAAUCAUUCUGAUGAAUGUACUACUGUCCAGCCUCCUCAGGAGAACCAAACAUCCAGUAUACCUUCACCAGCAACUUUGCCAGUCUCAGCACUUAAACAACCAGGUGUUGAAGGACUAUGUUCCAAAGAACAGAAGAGAGUAUGGUUUGCAGAUGGUAUAUUGCCCAAUGGUGAAGUUGCAGAUACAACAAAAUUAUCAUCUGGAAGUAAAAGAUGUUCUGAAGACUUUAGUCCUCUCUCACCUGAUGUGCCUAUGACAGUAAACACAGUGGAUCAUUCCCAUUCUACUACAGUGGAAAAGCCAAACAAUGAGACAGGAGAUAUUACAAGAAAUGAGAUAAUUCAGAGUCCUAUUUCUCAGGUUCCAUCAGUGGAAAAAUUGUCUAUGAACACAGGAAAUGAGGGGUUACCUACUUCUGGUUCAUUUACACUAGAUGAUGAUGUUUUUGCAGAAACUGAAGAACCAUCUAGUCCUACUGGUGUCUUAGUUAACAGCAAUUUACCUAUUGCUAGUAUUUCAGAUUAUAGGUUACUGUGUGAUAUUAACAAGUAUGUCUGCAAUAAGAUUAGUCUUCUACCUAAUGAUGAGGACAGUUUGCCCCCACUUCUGGUUGCAUCUGGAGAAAAGGGAUCAGUGCCUGUAGUAGAAGAACAUCCAUCUCAUGAGCAGAUCAUUUUGCUUCUUGAAGGUGAAAGCUUUCAUCCUGUUACAUUUGUCCUAAAUGCUAAUCUACUCGUGAAUGUCAAAUUCAUAUUUUAUUCCUCAGACAAAUAUUGGUACUUUUCAACCAAUGGAUUGCAUGGCUUGGGACAGGCAGAAAUUAUUAUUCUAUUGUUAUGUUUGCCAAAUGAAGAUACUAUUCCUAAGGACAUCUUCAGACUAUUUAUCACCAUAUAUAAGGAUGCUCUAAAAGGAAAAUACAUAGAAAACUUGGACAAUAUUACCUUUACUGAGAGUUUUCUCAGUAGCAAGGAUCACGGAGGAUUCCUGUUUAUUACACCUACUUUUCAGAAACUUGAUGAUCUCUCAUUACCAAGUAAUCCUUUUCUUUGUGGAAUUCUUAUCCAGAAGCUUGAGAUUCCCUGGGCAAAGGUUUUUCCUAUGCGUUUAAUGUUGAGAUUGGGUGCAGAAUAUAAAGCAUAUCCUGCUCCUCUAACAAGCAUCAGAGGCCGAAAACCUCUUUUUGGAGAAAUAGGACACACUAUUAUGAACUUACUUGUUGACCUUCGAAAUUACCAGUAUACCUUGCAUAAUAUAGAUCAACUGUUGAUUCAUAUGGAAAUGGGAAAAAGCUGCAUAAAAAUACCACGGAAAAAGUACAGUGAUGUAAUGAAAGUACUAAAUUCUUCCAAUGAGCAUGUCAUUAGCAUUGGAGCAAGUUUCAGUACAGAAGCAGAUUCUCAUCUAGUCUGUAUACAGAAUGAUGGAAUUUAUGAAACACAGGCCAACAGUGCCACUGGCCAUCCUAGAAAAGUGACAGGUGCAAGUUUUGUGGUAUUCAAUGGAGCUCUAAAAACAUCUUCAGGAUUUCUUGCUAAGUCCAGCAUAGUUGAAGAUGGCUUAAUGGUACAAAUAACUCCAGAGACCAUGAAUGGCUUGCGGCUAGCUUUACGAGAACAGAAAGACUUUAAAAUUACAUGUGGGAAAGUUGAUGCAGUAGACCUGAGAGAAUACGUGGAUAUCUGCUGGGUAGAUGCUGAAGAAAAAGGAAACAAAGGAGUUAUCAGUUCAGUGGAUGGAAUAUCAUUACAAGGAUUUCCAAGUGAAAAAAUAAAACUGGAAGCAGAUUUUGAAACCGAUGAGAAGAUUGUAAAAUGUACCGAGGUGUUCUACUUUCUAAAGGACCAGGAUUUAUCUAUUUUAUCAACUUCUUAUCAGUUUGCAAAAGAAAUAGCCAUGGCUUGUAGUGCUGCGCUGUGCCCUCACCUGAAAACUCUAAAAAGUAAUGGGAUGAAUAAAAUUGGACUCAGAGUUUCCAUUGACACUGAUAUGGUUGAAUUUCAGGCAGGAUCUGAAGGCCAACUUCUGCCUCAGCAUUAUCUAAAUGAUCUUGAUAGUGCUCUGAUACCUGUGAUCCAUGGUGGGACCUCCAACUCUAGUUUACCAUUAGAAAUAGAAUUAGUGUUUUUCAUUAUAGAACAUCUUUUUUAGUGAAAGAAUGUGCCAUAUUACAUAUUGCAACCUAAUUUGUUAAAACUAACUCCAGCACUAAAGCUGAAAUGCCACAAACACUAAAAGUAUAAAUAUGUCUGAUUUUUGAAACACAUAAGCUUUGCUCUUUAGGCAGGAAUGAUCUUUUCAAAUCAUUAGCACAAUAUUUAAAUAUCUAAAAAUUUAAGAGAUCCAUACUUUCUGUAGCUUUACAAUUAAUUUAAGUACUAAAAAGACAAGGAUUUCUUUUAAGAAAUUUAUAGCAUUUACUGUGUUAUUUAAAUGCUAAGCCAAAGUAUCUGCACUUAGGUAUACCUCUUUAUGCCAAUAAUGAUUUUAAUGAAGGCUCUUUUCAGAUGUAACCUUAUGAAGGAAAUAUCUGCUUUGUGUAUAUGCCAGUUAGAAUACUGGUUUCUAAAGUCUGUCAAAUUGUAUUUCAGUGGCACAAAAACCAGUUUUGAGGUCUUAGACUUAUAAUUCUUUGAAUAAAACUGAUAACUUAUUUGUAUAAUUGGAGUGGAGACCUACCUCCAUAAUUAGAUAAACUCUUUUUGGAUUAUAAUCAGAAUUUUGCCUUUUUUCUUCUCAAAUUAUUACAUAUGUAUGUAUUAUAUAUCCACAUAUAUAGUUUUCCCUGAUUAAAUGGAUAUUAAAAUAAUUGCGGGUGCUUCAGGACUUUUUGCUUCUAUAUUUAAGUAUAUUGUUUUUAUAGCAAGAACAUAUUCUGAAUGUUUUAUAAAUCUUUAAUAAUUUAUAUGUAGGUAAUAUUUUUGUAUCACAAUGCAUUAUUUUUUUCCUCCUUUCCUUCCAAACUAUACCACUGUAUUUACCACUUCUAAGAGUGACUGACGACGGGCCAGAUGACCCUUGAAGUAGUCAUUAUGUAGCAAUAAAUGAAGCCUGAAACAGGUUUUUUUACUUCCACUUUAAUCCUUAGAAAUUUCUUGGCAACUUCGCAUAUUUUCAUUGACACCAGUGUAUAAGUAUAAAUUUAAAUGAACUAAUUACUUUUGCAUAUUUUAAAUUCUUUAUAUGGUAGUUAUUUUUUAUAACAGGAUAUUAACAUAAGUUAAAUCCUAUGUAUUUGAAAUUGUUACAGAGCUUUCCUCUUUACUUCAAACAGCAAAAAAGUGGGGGGCAUAUUGUAGUCCUGUCAUUUAAGUUAUGUAAAAAAUUUAAUCAUUAUUUUGAUGCUUUAAACAUUCUCAUGUGUAAUAUAUGUUUUUGUAUCAAAAACACUCAUAUAUUUCAAGAAAAAGAAAUUAUGUUAAAUAGCCCUGUUUUAAGAAAAAUAUUUAUGAAGCAUCUCAACUUGAAGAUCAAGUCAAAGUUAUAACUCAGGAUCUGAGGUCUCAAGCUAGGAGAGACUGAGAAUUUUAAUCAGUUUGGGCAUAUAGUUUGGACUGAAUCACAUCUGUAGUACUUAGCCAAAGACAAUUUGGAGGAGAAUAUCAGCCUUCUGGAAGUAGCUACUUCCUGAACAAUGUAAAGUGUCGCAGAUAUUCAAUAAAAUGGCAACCUGUUAUAAUUUGUGAAAUUUAUUGAAAUGGUGUAAGAUGAAAACAAUUGCAUAUCAAACCCAAUUUAUGUUUUCUAAAUAUAGUGUAUGUAUUCUGCCAUGUAAGUAAUUGAACAGUCUUAAAAUAACCAAAUGGUAGAGGGCUGUUCCAUGAUGGGACAGCUUUGGAUUUGUUUUCAUAAAAUCUCUAUAUUCAAUAAAAAUUGGAAUUAUGUGCCUGAAGUUUGGAGGCACAUUUUGAAGUAUUCUUUGUAGACAUAUAGUAUGUUUCUGAAUGUGUUUGUUACUUAUUUGGUCAUUGGUACUUAAUUUGAAAUUUUAAUUUUUUAAGAGAAGAAAUAGAAUGGUUCUUUGUACUCAGUCUGCAAUGAUCUAUUUUUGGCUUAUGUCUUUUAAUACUACUCUCUUUCUCUGAAUUUUGAAAUAUGAAGUAAAAUCUAGCCCAUUUGUUUUAUGCAGCUAUUCAACAAACUUUGUGUGUUCGUAUACUUGCUACAUGCAGAGCACUUUACCAGGUUUCUAAGCAAAAAUUUCUAAAAAUGAUUAAUUGUUCUGACAGAAUUAGGCGUAGUUCUUUAUCAACAUUUAUGGAUUCCAUGCCACAAGUAGUAUGCGCUUAAGUGCAGAGCAUGCCAAGAGAAAGAGUAGGAUUUGGCCCUGUAGGAGCAAAGAUUCAAUUGUGGGAAACUACUUGUUUCUGAAAAUUGCAUGCUAGGAUAUUUACAUCAUGUUCCUGUUGAAAACAAUUCCUGAUUAAAAUACAAGAAUAAUCUUAAAACAUCAAAGAGAUUUUCCAGACAAUAAGGAAUGCCAAGUCCAAAAGUAAAGAGAAUAAGAGAAGCAAGCAUGUACCCUUACUCUGACAACCUUAUGAGUGAGGGGGACAGAAAUUAAAGUUCAGGGCCCAUAUAAGGUGAUGAACCUAACAGGAGACCCUCCACACAAUAGGCUGAGACUCCCAAAUACUUUCACCUUUAGGAUGAUAAUGAAUCAGAGGUGGAAGAACCAAUGUAAAAGAACAGGCAAGUUUAGAAUUGCCCCAGUGAUCUAAAGAAUCUUAAGCACUGAGCUUCCUUUAAGGUGUUCCCACACUAGUAAUGCCUCCAGGUGACAGAGAAAAUAAAAUGUAAAUACUUUUCAUGGAAAAGUAAUUUCAUUGUAGGCCUCAAAUUACUUUUCAAAUAUGUCUAGUAACACAUAGUAAAAAGUAGUCAUAUAAGGAAACUAGAUUCCAGAGGCAAGAAUUACUUGAAGCAAUGAAAACAAACUCACAGAUAUAGGUAUUAGAUUUGUUUUCUUUGUUUAAGGAAAUAAGGUGUGUGAAUGUACUUGCAGGAAAUGGGAAACUAUACGAUAAAAAGUUGUGGAGCUAAUCUGGAAAAGAACUGAAUAUAAACAUUACAAGAAUAUACAUAAAAACUGCACUUUAAAACUCAGUAAAUAGAUGUAAUAGAAUGUAGCCAAUUGGGGUAGUUUAUAAACUGGAAGAUAACUCAGGAGAAACUAUUCACAGUGCACCAUGGGAGAAACAGCUGGAAAAAAAAACAGAAGACCUGUAGAGAAUACAGUGAAAAAUCCUAAGUGCUUCAUUAGCUGUGAGAGGAGAGGCAAGAAUAGGACAGAGCAAAUACUUAGAUAGAAUGCAGAAUUUUAAAAACUGAUGAAAGACAUGACCCCACACAUUCUAGAAGCCAGACAAAUCCCAAACAGAAUAAACUAGAAAAUCCACACAUAGACACAUAAUAAGGCCAGGUGCAGUGGCUCACACCUGUAAUCGAGCACUUUGGGAGGCCAAGGCAGGAGGAUCACUCGAGCUCAGGUUGAGACCAGAGUGAGCAACACAGGGAGACACUGUCUCUGCAAAAUUAAAAAAAUUUUGCCAGGUGUGGUGGCUCAUACUUGUGGUCCCAGCUUCACGGGGGCUGAGGUGGGAGGAUCACUUGAGCCCAGGAGGUUAAGGCUCCAGUGAGCUGUGAUCGUGCAACAGAGCAAAACCUUGUCUCAAAAAAAAGGAAAAAGAAAAAAGACAUUUAACAGGAAAACUGGAAAUGCUAGCUGACAGAGAGAAAAAUAGUCCAAGGAACAAUUUGCUGUUUCUAGUCAGAGGACCAGAAAGGAGGUUGGAGGCUAUGGGACAAAACCCUUUUUAAUUUAAUUGCAGUAUUCUAAGAGAGCCUCAGGAAAGAUGCAGUAAGACCCACCGCCCCACCAGGAGAACCAUGGGUAAUGACUUGGAACCUUCUGGACUUUCCUUGCUCUACAUCAAUCCCGCAGCAGUAAAGAGGUAUCACUCUUCUCUUCCCCCUGGUGCACUAGUGGCAGACAUUGCAGGGCAGAACACUGGCAAUGGGGAGGCUAACGCCCUGACUUUCUAGCCAAAAACCAAGAAUGGGGUUCUAGAAACCAGAGUAUAGGUAAGAUCACAAAUAGGAGGGAACUGAAGAAAAGGAACCCUUAAAUCUGUCAAUAAAAUCCUGGGAUCAUCUCACAAGCUGUGUAUGUGUGAAACUAACCAGAAGCAGCUGAGCAAAGGUUCUGAACACUGAAUUACAGUGUAGGCCACUGUCCAAGUUUCAGAUUGGCCACUAGAUGGUGCACAACUGGGGCAAAGAACAGCUUAACAAAGGCAGUGAAAACUAACAUUGGAACCACAGCCACCAAAAAAAGUGGCCAGGAUGUGUGCUCUGAAACUUAACUGAAUUGAUGGUCUGCUAAAACAAAACAAAACAAAAACAUUCUUAUGAAGAUUUAAACAGGAUAGAGAAUAUCAUAAUAUUCCAAAUAUAUCCCAGAAACAACCCAAAAUGAUUGGACAAAGAACUUGUGAAACCUAAGCAACUCUCUAGGGAAAAGACAAUGAACAAGAGCCAACUCUAAGGUUACCCAAAUGUCAGAAUUAUCAGAAAAAGACUUAAAACUAGUUAUUUUAUUUUUUUUAUUUAUUUUUGAGACAGUCUCUAUCACCCAGGCUAGAGUGCAGUGAUACAAUCUUGGCUCACUGCAACCUCCACCCCCAGGGUGCAAGUGAUUCUCCUGUCUCAGCCUCCUGAGUAGCUGUGACUACAGGUGUGUACCACCACGCCUAGAUAAUUUUUUGUAUUUUUAAUAGAGACAGAGUUUCACCACGUUGGCCAGGCUGGUCUCAAACUCCUGACCUCAAGUGAUCUGCCUGCCUGGGCCUCCCAAAGUGCUGGGAUUACAGGCAUAAGCCAGCACACCUGGCCGUUAAACUAGUUAUUUUAAUCAUGCUACACAAAGAAGACAUUUCUCCAAAGGAAAUAUAUAAAGGGAAACACUGUUGAAAUAAAUGGAAAGCUAAAAGUCUCAGCAUAGAAGCUAUAAAAAGAAACAAGUGGAAAUUGUAGAACUGAAAAUACAAUAACAAAAUUUACUGGAAGGUCUCAACACAAUGAAGAUGACUGAGGGAAGAGUCAGUAAAUUUGAAGAUACAUGAGCAGAAAUUAUCUAGUCUGAAUGACAGAGAAAAAAGUGAAAAAAAUGAGAAGACCUUUGGGGAUCUGUGGGACAAUAUGAAACAGUCUAAUAUUCAUGUCUUAGGAGCCCAGAAAGAACAAUUGGAAGAAAAAAAUAUCUGAAGAAAUAAUAGCUAAAAACUUCCAAACAUCUGGCAAAAAACAAAUAUUCACAUACAUUUACAUAGCAUUCUAUUUAAAGCCGGUCUGCUGGCACAGCAAAUCCCAAAAAGGAAAACCACACCCAGGCACGUCAUAAUCAAAGUGAUGAAACCAACUGUAAAGAAAAUACUUUGAAAACAACUGGAAGAAAACAACACUUUGUAUAUAGGAGAACCAAAGAUUUCAGUGAUGGCAGAUUUCUCAUCAGAAACCAUGGAGCAACAUUUAUAAAGUGCUUUUAAAAAGCAACAAAACUGUCAACACAGAAUCCUUUAUCCAGCAAAUAUAUUCUUUAGGAAAGAAAAUGAAAUAAAGACAUUUUCUUUUUUUUCUUUACUUUUUUUUUUUUUAUGAGAUGGAGUCUCACUCUGUUGCCCAGGCUGGAAUGGAUUGGUGCGAUCUCAGCUCACUGCAACCUCCGCCUCCCGGUUCAAGCAGUUCUCCUGUCUGAGCCUCCAGAGGAGUAGCUGGGAUUACAGGUGCGUGGUACCACGCCCAGCUAAUUUUUUUAUGUUUGUAGUAGAGACGAGUUUCACCAUGUUGGUCAGGAUGGUCUCAAACUCCUGACCUCAGGUGAUCUGCCUGCUUCGGCCUCCCAAAGUGCUGAGAUUAGAGGCAUGAGCCACCAUACCUGGCUGAAAUAAAGACAUUGUCAGAAGAAGGAAAGCUAAAAUAAUUCAUUGCUAGUAGUCCUCCUUUAACAGAAAUGGUAAAGGAAGUUCAUGGGGAAGGAAAAUGAUUGCAAAGAAGGAAGAGCAACCAAAAUGGCAAAUCUCUGGAUAAACCAAAUAGACUUACAUGUUUGUUAAAAUAUAUGUAACUGCUGAAAUAAAAAAAUUGUAACAUCA